AUGAUGCAGAUGUGGUUUGUCUUCUGGGUGGCCCAGCGUUUGGUGCAGGGGGAUCUUGUGGAAAUGUGUGAAGGUGAUACUCAGGGCAUGCUACAGCUGGUGACGUCAGGCACGUCCACUUCGUUUGGGCCACCGGCUCCCGAAUCGACGCAUGGUCCAAAGACAUCGCAAGCUGCAUCCCAGCCGAGCAGUUCACCUAAGCCAUCCACAAGCGACACAAGCACCAAAAGCACCACAAGCACCACAAGCACCACAAGCACCACAAUCCAACCACCAGCCGCGGCUAUCACCACCUUCCAAUGGGAGCCCCAUUGGCAGUGCGCUGAAGCCGAUGCCUCCUGCACUCGCGCUGCACAGGCGAAGUUCCAGCAGUUGGUGGAGGAGUCGGGCGCGCAGAUUGCGGCAGCCCUGGAGUUGCAGGGUGCAGCAGUGCCCAACUGGAUAUCCUCCAAGGAAUAUGAGGAUGCCGUGUCCAUUAUGGUGGCACCAGGCUGGCAGGUCUUGAAGGAAGGAGGUGGCAACAUUUGUUGUGGCGGGCAACGAGGAUUGGCCGUGAUGCUGGUGAAACCUCCCUGGCCAGUGUCCAACUGCGAGGAGCUCUGUGUGAUGGCGGUCCAUCCGGGGCAUUCUCCAAUCCAAAGCGGGAAAUCCAUCGUCCAAAGCAUCUGUGGAAGUGCAACCGACUCGUGCGCAAUUGCACUGGGUGAUUGGAAUGUGGAUGCUGCAGGGGUUUCUGGUGGGUCAUUUGACUCCUGGCAGAGACUGGUUGGAGGCAAUCCUCCUGUUUUUGUGGUGCCCAAUUCUGAGACUUGCUGCCAUCCCAGCACCUGUUGUCGUUUCGACCACCUGGCCACCAACAUCCCUGGUGCCAAGCCUGUGCAUGUGCACGUGUGGGACUAUCAACUUACGGAUCGGUCCCGUAUGGAUGAAGAACAUAUGCCCGUUGCAGUGCACUUCACUGUGCCGAUGAACGUGUCGAUGAACGUGCCUGGCUUUGACGCAGCCUUCCAAAAUGGUGGACCGUUAGCGGGGAUAGCGCCCAAUCCACAGCAGCUACAGAGCAUGAUGCCGCCGAACCCCAACGCCGGGUAUGGCUUUGAGGCCCUGGGGCAAAGCUGGCAGCCUUCAGGAGGCCCGGCCUUUGGUGGAGCGAUGCCAGGUGGUCCUGGGAUGCCCUGCGGAAACCUGCCACAGUCCUUUGGGAUGCCUCCAAUGGCCUCAGGAGCCGGUGGCCUUCCGCCGGGCCUGCCCCAGCAAGUUGCACCCACGCUGCCGCCGACGAUGUGCAAGGCGCCUCCAGAGCGGCAUCCGGUGCCCGAUCACAUGCAUCCAGGGAUGUCCGGCUCUCAGGGACGGGGUGUUUUUGUUUCGUCCUUGGCUUCACCUGCAGCAGCACAUCUGAGGCGGGCACGCCUCGCACCCCUACCGGCCGCGCCUGCCCGUGGUGCGCCCACGGCCGGUGCAGACGGUGCCACCACGGCCGCAAAGGGUAUUUUAGGCUUCACCAGCCAAAACGAGACGCUGCAGGCUGCGAAGCAUUCCCAAGUGGUGGUGGAUUUGGAGGAGCCGAGUGGCUCCAACUUUUUGUUUCCAACACCUGGGCCGCUGACUGGAGUGAAGACUCGGGGCAAAGCCAUUCUGAAGCUGAAACAGGUGACCUAUCAAUAUCCCACACAGUCCAAGCCGGCCAUCAGAGACGUUGACUUGGAAGUUUCCCAGGCGAGCCGCGUGGCCUUACUGGGACCCAUGGGCUCGGGACGAUCCACACUGCUGCAGGUCUUAGAAGGGCGGCUGAGACCAACACACGGAAGCGCCAUGCGAGUGCUUGGUUUGCGUGUUGCAUAUGUCUGCAAGCACUCGCUCCAACGCUUCGGCCAUCACAAGGAUGCUACUGCAUUGCAGUAUUUCAUGUGGAGAUUUUCGGAUCACAGGGACAAGGAAUCGGCCAGCAUUGCCUCCAGCGUUUCACAAGAAGAGGAAGCCUUGAGGAGUGUUUGUUGGUACCUGGACAAAGACAAAGUGCCACGCCAGGGCGAGGACCAGGUGCAGGCUUUACGCGCGAUUCCUGACAAGAUCUGCAAUCGUCGCUCGAAUGCUGCGGGGGAACACGAGUAUGAAGUGAAAUGGCUCAGAUGUGAAGAGAAGACCUGGGUGCGAAAGCAGAUCCUUUGCGAUAUGGGCUACGCGAAGUUGAUGCAGUUGGAAGAUGACUGGCAAGCAUCCUGCGCGUUUUCAGCCAAGGAGCUGACAAAGGAGAACGUGCUGAAGCAUUUGCGCUGUUUCCAGGUGGAUAGCUCUGCCAGUCAGAUGCCCAUGGGCAAACUGAAUCGAGCCAUGAAAAUCAGGAUCGUUUUGGCCGCAGCCCUGUGGCAACAUCCGCACGUUUUGAUCCUUGACGAGUUGGCGGAUUACGUGGACGUUCAGGAAAUGGAGGCCUUGCGCUGUGCCAUUGAUCGCUUUGGAGGUGGUGUGAUCCUGGUGACGGAAAACGAACAGCUGCGUGCCUUGGCGACGGAGAAGUGGUUCAUGGACGAAGGCGUGCUACACGUGGAGCAACUGGCGAAGGUUGAUGCACGGAGCAAUGCCAAGACUUCUGAUAUGCCUGGGGAGGCUGAGAGGAGACACAUCGUGGACAUCGAGCGUCGGAUCCAGGAGCAUCGAAGGAAACCCCUCAGCGACAAGGAGCUGUGGCAGCUUGAAGACGAACUACACGAACUCAAGGAAGUGCUUCUGAACGACGUUGCCCUUCAGGAUCCAGACGUUGACGAUGCUUAUGCCAUUUCGGGCCUUGGUGAAGUCAUUGAUGAACAGCUGUCCGAGCUGUUGAUGGAAGAGUUUGGCGCGGACCUGAAGAAUUUCCGACGAGCACAGCAGGAUUUCAACCUGAAGCUCAGUUUGUUGGUGGAACAACAGCCAGAAGAAGACCCUGCGUUGGACUUACUUGGCUUCGUGGCCUACAAGACGUGGGGUCCACCGGUGCCUGGAGUCAGUGUAGGUGCUGUGGGCGUGGCUGACAAGCAUCGCGGCAAGGGCUAUGGGAGGCAGCUCAUGAAAGUGGCUGAAGAUCGCGCUGCCAUGCUGGGGGUGGUCACUGGGGAGGGCUUCCAAGCUGGCCAAGUACGACUUCGAUCCUUGGCCUCCGCCGUGCACUUCUACGAACGCCUGGGCUACGAGCGCCUGGAGGAGGAAGAGGGAGAAGCGGAGAAGACACCGGCAUGUCCCGAUCCUGAGCGCCCUGCUGGGGAGGAUUCGGAUGAUGAAGGUCCCUGCGUGCCGAUGGCUCGAAAGUGUGCCCCACAUAGUCCACGGACGACGAUGAAAAUGGGACCUCUGCUUUCACCAGGGCCGCAAAUGGCCUGGUGUCCCAAGAUCUCUCGAGCAUUGGAGGCUCUUGCUGCCAGAAGCUUGUGGUAUCCCCGUCGCCACGUUGCGAUUCGCAGUUUGAGCCGGUGGCGUGGCGAGUCGCGACCCAGUCACCGGGCUAAGAUGGCCAGGAGAUUUGGAGCUCGCGGAUGGGAGCUGCUGGGAGCCAUGGCAGCUAUGGCCGACAGUUGGUCAGAAACUGGUGAAGCUUCUGAGAAGGAUGCGCCUGAAGCAGGCACAAAGUGGCCUGCGGAACGUGCUUGGAGCCCAGCUGUGGAGGCGAUUCCUGCAGUUGAAGAGGCAGCACCCAUGGAAGAACGCCAGUGGUUCUACAAGGAUGCCUCGGGAGCAGUUCAGGGUCCAUAUUCAUCCUCAGUGAUGUCAAGCUGGUCACGUUCUGGUUUCUUCCCAGCAGAUACCAUGGUUCGCUCCGAGGAUGAGGACGAGUUUUCGGAGCUGGGCAACGGCAUGCGUCUCAUCAUGGCGCCGCAACCUCGGAGGCCAUUGGUCGCGCGGGGUCACGGAUGGCCACGAAAGCUACGGUGUGGAGCGGCUGAGGUCGUUGAAGGAAGACUGAGCCAUGCGGUGCUGGUAGUGAUGCUGAAGAAACCGAAGUUACACUUACAGUCAUGGUUGAAUUGGUUGACUCGUACCUGA
This is a messenger RNA of Cladocopium goreaui, 4020 nucleotides long. The record is from the annotation of a GenBank genome assembly. NCBI's taxonomy places the organism in Eukaryota, Dinophyceae, Suessiales, Symbiodiniaceae.